AGAGCGCUGUUAUAUUGUAUUAUUUUGAAAGGUCCGGGUUGUAGUGUGGUAGGAGCGCGUUGUUUUUGUGUGUGUGUGUGUGUUGUAUUUGUGAAGCGGCGUGUCUGUGUCAGCGCGUUUGUUUUUCUUCUCAUCCUCUCAUUCACAGUCUGUGUGUUUCAGGGCUGACAGCUUCGCGGGUUUCCAGACAGAUUCUCAUUGUUCUGAAAGCGUCUCGCGGGUAAAUACGGGUUUCGUUCUGUUACCCGGAGCGCGCGCCGGCUGCUCGUGGCUGCUGUCUUUCUGACGUCACACGCAGCUUGUAGAGAAGCGCGUCUCCAAACCUCGCAGCGCAGCUCAGUGACGCGCUUGAAAACGCGACACAGCAUUCCCUAAUAACACUUGCCAUGCAUUAUGACUUCAAAGACAUCACUAAGGCGAUGACCUUAUUAUUUAAUGAUUUUAUUUUGUUUUAUUUUACUUUAUUAUUUAUUUGAUCACCAAUUGCCAUGACAACACACUGUUUAUGCAUGUAGUACUUAUUUUAAGGUAAUAAAUAAACACAAUUCUCUAGGGAUUUAUUUAUUUUUAAUUCUUAUUACUCUCUUACAUCUCAUUACAUUAUGUAUGUGUGUGGAGAUUAGAUAAAGGGCUAUUUGGAAGAGAAAAUAGGAGGCACUUUUUUACACAGAGAAUUGUGAGAGUCUGGAGCCAACUCCCCAGUAACAUUGUUGACGCGACACCCUGGGAUCCUUCAAGAAACAGAUUCUAAUAAUAAUAAUACUAACAAUCUUUAGUUUUAUAUAGCGCCUUUCAUAGUGGACCACCAUCACAAAGUGGUGUGUGAGCGAUGCAUCAGCUGCAGAGUCACUUACAACAACGUCUCACCUGAAAGACGGAGCACAAGGAGGUGAAGUGACUUGCUCAGGGUCACACAAUGAGUCAGUGGCUGAGCUGGGAUUUGAACCGGGGACCUCCUGGUUACAAGCCUGUUUAUUUAACCACUGGACCACUCAGCCUCCUAAAAGGAACAAUAAGCUACUAACAACCAGCUGCUACUAAGCAGAAUCCCGUGUGCUGCCAUGGACAGUGUGGAGAUGGAAUCUGUCCAGAUUAAAGAGGAGUUCUCUGAACCUGAACUUGUCCCCUUUAGAGCGGAGGUCUCUGGGCUGGCUUCCCUCCCCAUUAAACAGGAGCUCUGUGAGAUGCAAUGUGACAGCAGUCAGCCACAGGUCUCUGAGAUUAAAGCUGAGCACAGUGAAUUGGAGAUCCCCCAGACAGAAGAACCCCUUCCUGUGAAACAAGAAGAGGUGCUGGAAAUUAACCAUAUUAAACAGGAGCCCCCUGAAGUAGAGUUUGCCCACAUGGAACCAGGGAAGGAAGAAUCCGAGGACUUCAAACCAAACAUCCCUGAGCUGGAGAGAAUCUGUGUGAGAGCGCAAGGCGCUGGAAAGGAAGGCUCUCCCAACAGCAUGCAAGGAGGUGGAAAGGAAGACGAGCAGUCACAUUCAGAAUGCAUUCUAGCAGGUUCCAGUCCAGCAGCUAAAGCAAGGGCAGGCGGUGGAGAAUAUCCUGACUGUGGGAAAGGUUUCAUGCAGACAAGGCAUUUAAACAAAACCCAACGAACUCACACAGGCGAGAAACCGUAUCACUGCUCUGACUGUGGGAAGAGUUUCAAUCAUUUUAGAAACCUAAAACAACACCAGCGAAUUCACACAGGAGAGAAACCGUAUCACUGCUUUGACUGUGGGAAGAGUUUCAGUCAGUUAAACAGCCUUGUUUUACACGAGCGAACUCACACAGGAGAGAAACCGUAUCACUGCUCUGACUGUGGGAAGAGUUUCAGUCAGUCAAACAGCCUUGUUUUACACCAGCGAACUCACACAGGAGAGAAACCGUAUCACUGCUCGGACUGUGGGAAGAGUUUCAGUCGGUCAGACAGCCUUGUUUCACACCAGCGAACUCACACAGGAGAGAAACCGUAUCAUUGCUCUGACUGUGGGAAGAAUUUCAGUCGGUCAGACAGCCUUGUUUCACACCAACGAACUCACACAGGAGAGAAACCGUAUCGCUGCUCUGACUGUGGGAAGAGUUUCAGACAGUUAGGAAGCCUAAAAGAACACCAGCGAGUUCACACAGGAGAGAAACCGUAUCACUGUUCUGACUGUGGGAAGAGUUUCAGUCAGUUAGGAAGCCUAAAAGGACACCAACGAACUCACACAGGAAAGAAACCGUAUCACUGCUCUGACUGUGGGAAGAGUUUCAGUCAGUUAGGAAGCCUAAAAGGACACCAGCGAACUCACGCAGGAGAGAAACCAUAUCACUGUUCUGACUGUGGGAAGAGUUUCAGUUGGUCAGACAGCCUUGUUCCACACCAGCGAACUCACACAGGAGAGAAACCAUAUCACUGCUCGGACUGUGGGAAGAGUUUCAGUCGGUCAGACCACCUUGUUUCACACCAGCGAACUCACACAGGAGAGAAACCGUAUCACUGUUCUGACUGUGGGAAGAAUUUCAGUCGGUCAGACAGCCUUGUUUCACACCAGCGAACUCACACAGGAGAGAAACCGUAUCACUGUUUUGACUGUGGGAAGAGUUUCAGACAGUCAAAGAGCCUUGUUUCACACCAGCGAACUCACACAGGAGAGAAACCGUAUCACUGCUCGGACUGUGGGAAGAGUUUCAGUCAGUUAGGAAGCCUAAAAGGACACCAGCGAACUCACACAGGAGAGAAACCGUAUCACUGUUUUGACUGUGGGAAGAGUUUCAGUCGGUCAGACAGCCUUGUUUCACACCAGCGAACUCACACAGGAGAUAAACCGUAUCACUGCUCUUGCUGUGGGAAGAGAUUCAGUCAUUUAGGAAGCCUAAAAAAACACCAGCGAGUUCACACAGGAGAGAAACUGUGUUGCUGCUCUGACUGUAGGAAGAGUUUCCGUCUUAAACAAGCCGUUCAAAAACACCAGUGAAUUCACAGAGGAGAGAAACCUUAAAGACUGUUUUGUGUAUCACUCUUAACCCUUUGCGGUCCAUUUUUUCAGCAUGUAUGUUUUAUGUAUCACUCUUAAGAGCAUGCAUUUUAAAUUAUAAAAAUGCAAAUCCACUCUCUUGCUCUCUCUCAAAGUGGGCCGAGACGCAGACACGUCACAAGAGGCUUCUCUGCUGUCAGUUUAACUCAGGCUGUCAAUGCAGUCAGUGCCUGGGAGUGGGAAUAUGCAGAAAGGAAACUAUUCCACACCUCAUCUGAUGGACGAGUCAGGAGAAAUCAAUAACUCAGUGUGGAAUUGAGUUUCAGGAUUUAACAUUUAAACUUCAUUAACUUGAAAAUAAAUAAAUUGACGGGAAUGAGUAUCCAGACCCCUGAUGUAGCAUCCCGGAGACGAGACUGCAGCGUCCUUACUGGGCAACCGCCUGGAGGAUGUGUCUUGUAAAGUCAUCACGAUUCAAAAACGAAUGAAAACUGAUAGUGUUGCAUGACCCUAUUAUGACAUGAAUGAGUGAAUAUUGCGUGACGUGUCGCUUUGCAGUGUGCAUUGUCCAUGCUUGUGUUUGUGUUGCUUUUGUAAAGUGCCCCGAGUAAUAGCAGUGCAGCAGGCAUGUGUACGGAUCUUGGGUACAGAAAGUCAUAGCGGUUUCAUCCCUUGUUCUUUCUUGCUCUUUUGCAAUAUCUUGCACUUGGUAUCAAAUUCCCAAUGAAAAUGUAGCUGAGCUAUGACUAUUAAUCAGGGUUCGUACGCUAGUCUGGAAGUCUGGAAAAAGUAUGGAAAAAUGCGAAACUGAUUUCCAGGGCUUGAAAAUGCUUGAAAAACCACGUCUCCGUUAUGAAAGUCUUGAAAAAGUCUGGAAUUUUACUAGCAUCACGGGAAAAUUAAAAUGAUUCUGCGAUUACUUUUUAUUACUAAUAAUUGAUCUCUAAAGCGGGUCAGCAGCUCUAGCAGCAACUGUCUAGACAAUUUACUAGUAGCAGCUAUGUUGCUUGUGACCAAAUCCCGCGAGGAUUGCCCCGUGUAUCACCCCUGACAACGUCCUCACAACUCAAAAGCAAUCCUAUCCAGUCAGCGCACUGGUAUAUGUCACAUGACUGUCUGCUCCAGUGAAACGAAGGGUAAAAUGGACUCUACGACAGCCAAGGCUAUGAUUUUUUAAACAGUUACAGACUGGAAUUACAAGCUACUGUACUCUGCUCACCGAGACUCACAUUGUGUUAUCUUGUUGUUACCUUUAUUAAAUCGUUAUCGUUAUUUCCCAACCCAGGAAAAAAAAAAUCGAAUACGAUAGUUGGGGUGUAUUCACACUGGGUUCAUUUCAAACAUCCUCAGUCCGGUUUGUUUGCUUUGAAGCAGUGUAUCAAUGUGCUAGCUGUUCACACUUGCCUUGUAUACAAACGUACUGAGUUCGUUUGGAAAUUAACUGGGGCUCGUUUUCGUGGUUCACUUCCGUGUUUUCCCAGGACUCAGUUCACUUGUGUUCAUAUUGAAAUAAUCAGGGCAGCAGUGUGGAGUAGUGGUUAGGGCUCUGGACUUUUGACAGGAGGGUCGUGGGUUCAAUCCCAGGUGGGGGACACUGCUGCUGUACCCUUGAGCAAGGUACUUUACCUAGAUUGCUCCAGUAAAAACCCAACUGUAUAAAUGGGGAAUUGUAUGUAAAAAUAAUGUGUAAAAAAAAUAAUAAUAAUUGUAUGUAAAAAUAAUGUGAUAUCUUGUAACAAUUGUAAGUCGCCCUGGAUAAGAGUGUCUGCUAAGAAAUAAAUAAAUAAUAAUAAUAAU
Molecule: messenger RNA, 4745 nt
Organism: Acipenser ruthenus (sterlet)
Lineage: Eukaryota; Metazoa; Chordata; Actinopteri; Acipenseriformes; Acipenseridae
Product: zinc finger protein 883-like
Exons: 3
Coding region: 1062-2948 (628 amino acids)
Source: RefSeq, a predicted model, not a curated record